UGUGUGCGCACGGUGGAAAAGAGUGAAAGAAGCAGCACUUAUUUUUACAUAAGGACUGUAUUUACAUACCUGAAGUUAACUGAAUUAAUCCUGAGCCAGCAUGUUGUUGCACAUGGUUCAAGUCUUGUUUAAGGUCAGACUAAUAACGUAACAUCUGCCCAAUGGCAAGGUGUUUGGGUUGUAUGAGCCACUACCUAGAGCACCUUCAGUAUGCUUACACCUUACUCCUGAACAAGUGCAGAAUCCAGAAAAAUUAGUAAAAUACUGAAAAAAGUUGUUCUGUCACUGUGUUCAACACUGCUUGGUACCUCCAGGAGGAAAAGGUCUCUAAAUAUGACAAUGAGAUGACAACAGGCCCUGCAGCUGCUCCAGCCACCUGAAGACACUGUGACUGCUCCACUGCCACUGGAACCACUGAAGCAGCAUGGUCUGGUAGCAGUGGACCCUGCACAAAAGUAGAAGAAAUGUACAUGAAAAUUACCCUGUCAAAAUGCUUUAGCAAAAACAGUCAAGGACAAGGAGAGUGAAGAUGAUGAAGCAGAACCAUCACAAGGGUGAUUCUUCAGAGCCAUUAUCAAGGCCAUCACAGGAACCAGAAGAGGAGACAGAAGAGACAUGACUUGAUCCCUAUGCCUGAGUGUGCUAUGUGAGGCACAAGAAGAUUUCAGCAAUCAUCCAUGAGUGUAUUACUGCCUGUCUAGUCUGCUGGUGGGACAGUGGAGCCAACAGUGUGGAAUGAGAGGAGCCAAGGAGUGAUCAGCAAGACCUGCUUAGCCUUUAACAGCCCUUUAUGGCCAGUAUGAAAGUCCAGUGGAGAGGGGAGGCUAAUUGUAAACUGCGGCCUGAAUGAAGUCACACCACCUCUGAGUCCUGAAGUACUGGACGUAUUGGAACUUCAUACGAGCUGGAGUUAAAAGAAGCCAUGUGGUGCCUCAAUGAAUAAUGCUAUUGUGUUUUUAUCAAUCCCUUUGGGAUAGAGUGCAGGCCACAGUUUGCUUUUGUGUGGAGCUGUGUCCACAGUACCUGGAAUUGACUGCCAGCCAGAAGGAAAUACAGCUACUGUAUCAUCUGACACAAACUGAUGAAGGCUGGAACAAGGUAAAGCUCUGGUACACCUGCAGUGUGUUAGUGUCCAGAUUGAGAAACAAGAUGUUUUCUAUUGCCAUCUGUGUAGCAGUUGUCCUCUGGGCAGUUUUCCUUACCUCCUGUUAAUGGGCCCAUCAGUGUCUCCCCACAUGACUCAGAGUUAACUCCCUCCAGAGCCAGUUCUGUUUAACAGGUGAUCAAGGACACACUGCAUGACACAAUGACAUCAGUGAGAUGCUCUGCCUGGGGGGAGGAGCUAAGCAUCCCCACCUAGAUAUAGCCUGGCGUUUUGGGACAGAGCAGUCAGCCUUCCCACAGGUUUUCAAGAAGACACACCUGAGGUUUUCCACUUGACUGACUACGCCUUUUCUACAGGACCACUGCCCCAACAGAACCACAUCUGCCACUCCAGGAGGACUGCAGACACUCCAAUUUAGACUGCUACCAACACGCUGGCCAAAAAGGGCAUCCAAGAUGGAUCUCAAGUGUGCUCUGGAAGAAUGUUCAAUGGCACUGAACUUAUUUCUAAACAAUAAGUUCUCUGAAGCGCUGGAACUACUUCGUCCAUGGUCCAAAGACAGUAUGUACCAUGCACUUGGAUACAGCACUAUUUUAGUUAUGCAAGCUGCCAUGACCUUUGAACAGCAGGAUAUACAAAUGGGAAUUUCUACAAUGAAGGAGGCUUUGCAAACCUGCCAAAGAUUCAGGAAAAGAAGCACAGUGGUGGAAUCCUUGUCCAGUCUAGUUUCUAAACAGCCAGUGGAUCAGUUGAGUGAAGAGGAAAUGCAUGCUGAAAUCUGCUAUGCUGAAUGCUUAUUGCAGAAAGCAGCUCUCACCUUUGUACAGGAUGAAAAUAUGAUCAACUUUAUCAGAGGUGGCCUGAAAAUCAGGACAAGUUACCAAAUAUACAAGGAAUGUCAUCAGGUGCUACAGGCAACUCAGGGGAACAAAAGCAAAAAUGAAACAUACUGCCAGUUUGAAGGAGGAGUAAAACUUGGAAUUGGAGCAUUCAACUUGAUGCUGUCACUUUUGCCAGGAAGGAUCCUUCGACUUUUAGAAUUUAUUGGAUUUUCUGGCAAUAGGGAGUUGGGCCUCCACCAACUACGGGAAGGCGCAUCUGGCAGCAGUUUGAGGGCCAUUCUGUGUACUUUCACCCUGUUGGUUUAUCAUACUUACGUCUCCUUAAUCCUUGGUACAGGGGAAGGCAACCUUCAGGAAGCAGACAGCCUCCUCGAACCCUACCUCCAGAAAUUCCCAAAUGGUUCCAUUAUUCUAUUUUAUGCUGCCAGAAUAGAUAUACUGAAAGGAAAUUUUGAAAAGGCACAACUGACGUUCCAAGACUGCAUAGCAGCCCAGCAAGAGUGGAAACAGAUUCAUCAUCUCUGUUACUGGGAACUGAUGUGGUGCUACACCUUCCAGCAGGACUGGCUUCAAGCAUAUCGGUAUGCAGACCUGCUCAGCAAAGAGAGCAGGUGGUCUAAGGCAAUAUAUGUAUUCCAGAAGGCAGCAAUUCUGUGUAUGCUUCCAGAGGAUGAUUUGAAGAGGACUGGUGAGGACAUAGUGUCUUUAUUCAGACAAGUGGAUGGUCUAAAACAGAGAAUUGCAGGAAAAUCUAUCCCGACUGAGAAGUUUGCAGUAAGGAAAGCUCGACGCUAUGCAUGUCCUCAGCCAGUGAAGCUGAUCUUACCUGCCUUGGAAAUGAUGUAUGUCUGGAAUGGAUUUGCAGUUGUGGGCAAAAGAGCAGACCUCACUGAUAACUUACUGGUAACAAUUGAAAAAGAAGAAACCGCUCUACAAAAUGAAACUAAUCACAAUGAAUACUAUGUGGACGAUAUGUGCAUGUUGCAGCUACUGAAAGGCCUUUGUCUGAAACACUUGGGAAGACUGAUGCAAGCUGAACUGUGUUUCAGCAAAGUAAUUCAAAGUGAGAAGCAAAUAAAAUAUGACAGUUACUUGGUGCCAUUCACGCUGUAUGAAUUGGGUCUUCUGUACAAACAACAGGAUGAGAGAGAAAAAGCAAUAAGAUACAUAGAAACUGCAAAAAACAACUACAAGGAAUACUCUAUGGAGUCCAGGUUGCACUUCAGAAUUCAUGCAGCACUUGACAGCUUGAAGGUGUCACCUGCUUCUACACCUUGAAUGAGGAGGGAUGCUUUUCAUGCACACAAUAAAUAGCCUACACAAUCUUUUUUCAAUAUUUUUUUAAUCAUAGAGAAGAACAUAACGAUUGUUUUCUGUCACUUCUGAUUUGAUGUAUGUAAUUCUUUUAGACUUUUCUGUAUAGCGCAUAUACUGUAUCUACAUGCUGUUUUAAAGAAGACCUUAUAUUUUGUUGAUAAAAAUAAUUUAAUAUUUGACUUGAAUGGGGGAUAUUUUUAAAAAAAAAUGGUGAUGGUGCAAUAAAAUGUAAUGAAAAUACUUUAUUUUUUUUUAAUAUGAGAACAGAUGCAGGUUAUGCAGUGGAACUGGUGAUAAUUUCUGUAUUUUAUGAAAGUUUUAUUUUCUGCAGUACACUUAAGACAUUUUUCCCUCUGGAACAAAAAUGCAAUGUCUGCAGAUAACCUUAACCAUGUUUUUUGGUGUACCAUAUUCUGAAAUUUGUGUUCCAGAGGAAAGAAUUAGUGAUUUUUAACUUAAAUUUCAUUUUGGGAACAAAAUUAACCUGUCUGAAGUGCAAUAUUUCUGCUCUGUCAGAUGAAUCUAAGGAGGGCUUCAGAUAAAGCUAAGCAGGGCUACAGUUACAAUGUCUCUGCAGGUCUGUUUCAGUCAAAAGAAGGGCAUACAGGGGAUAUUUUUCACUUGUAGAAAAGCAGAGCUACAAAGGGCAUUAUGUCCUUGUUCUAAAGUAGAAUCAGCAGUCUUAAGUUGAUCCUGACAGAUUCAUUUCACCUGUUUAAGAAAAGAAAAAAAACCAAAGCACUGAGAAAGUAAUUUUCUAAGUUACACAAGAUGGUCUUUCCCAGCGAGAAAAGAUGGAGAAAUUUUGCCUGAUGUCUACCCCAAAUAGUUCUUGACACAAAUGAAACUGAUUGUUUCCCAGCUUCCCUGUUGUGGAUCUGGAGAAAGUACUGUUCUUUCCCUUUUUUAAGCAAUCAUUUAGUAUUUGUAGAUUAGCACGCUGGUUGGUAUUCUCUGUUUUUGGAUCCCAACCAAAGUAAAUAAAAUAUUGGUGGAUUUAUGUAUUUUCCUAAUAAUGAGUUAGAAUUCAUAUUAACAGAAGUUGAUUUGCAUCAAAAAGUGAAUCCAGUUUUAAACUUGCCAUUAAGAAAAUAUGCAUAUUCUAGUCUAAUUUCUACCAAAAAUGCGCAGUAAAAUUGAGAUGCUUAUAAGUGUAUUUUUCUUGUCAUGCUUAUAUGCAAUCAGCACUAUUAAAUAGAAUUUUCCAUUUCCCUAUGAAUUUCUUAUAGAUACACACAUCCUACCUGUCUGUUCUUAAAAAUAAAAAUGCAUUUUUUUAAAUUUACAUAUACACCCAGGAACUCUUCUUUCACUAGCUAUUGCAAAACUUGCCAUUUCCAUAUUUUAUCCAUGUUCAGUAUAUUUACUUCUGUGCAGUAAAUUCAUAAUACCUAAUUAUGAAUUACAUAAUUACAUAAUUCAUGUAUGUAAUUUGCUGCCCUUAACUACCACCCAAGCAAAAUCAGGAUGAAAGAAAUAGGUGAAAACUGUGUCCUUAGUAAAUAAAUAACUGAAGUUUCUAAUUAAACAGUAAUAUCAUUUAAAUGCUAUAGCACUUCUCCUCAGGUUACUGAGAACACAGCUUUCUUCUAUGACUUAUACAUAUAAUAAAUUUAUAAUAACUUAUACAUUUAAUUGCUUAUAAUUCUGUAAUAGAGUGGUAUAUUUACAGGAGAAGUAAGAGUAUAAAAAUAUUAGCUAAAUAAACAUAAUGGGUCUUUCAAAAUGGAAACCUGAUCCAAAGUGUUUCUUUGUUGAAUUUGUGCCUACUGUAAAUGUGUAACUUAAGUUAUUGUGUAAAAUUAUGCACAUGUAAGUUUGACACUUAAAUACCCAAGACACUGAAUUACUGAUAAAAUAUGCAUGUUUAUUUUCAAAUGUAUUCAAUUGACUGUAGCUAAAACUCAAAACAGAGAUUAGCAUAUGCUGUCGAAUGACUUCUCUAAAGAUUUAUCCAUUCUUAUAUAUAUCUGAUUGUAAACUGUAGUGAGCAUAAACUCAUAUAUUUUCAGAAAAUACUUCUAAUGUAUCUGUGGGCAUUGUUUGUUCAGUCUAGGAUUAUUUUGGUUUAAUCUGAUUAUUGGAUUAGGAUCUGCUUCAUUUUUCUGUAGAAGGUGAUGGGAACAAUUGCCAGUAAAACUUCUGUAAUUUGUGUUCCAAGCAGUACUUCGGUUUAUAUAAUUGGGACUACAGAUUCUCAGGGCGGAGCGUGAUGUAGUCUCUGUUGUCUUGUUUUUGAGGGGAGUGUCUUACAGCUAAUAUUUAGGGAUGAUUUGAGAUAGAAAUUAAAAUUCACAAAAAAUGAACAAUUAUCUUCCUUAGAAACUGAUUUUUUCAAAGUUUAGAAAGCUUCAAGAAGCUGUGUACUUUUUUCCAUGGGUGAUGUUACUGACUGAAGAGAGAGUAAAAAGAAAUAUUUUAUUCAGUUCAGCCUUCCAAAGGUAAUAUUAGUUCUGUUGUAUGUUGUACUGUGUUUCUUUUGGGAUCAGCCUUUUUUGCACUACUGCAGAGGACAGGCUCAUCCACACAAAUUUGCAGUACCCUCCAUAUUGUUUUGAGGACCCAUUAUUAAGUAUUUAGAGCUUGCUUCUUUUUUGUGCUGCUGUUCCAGACUUUGCUAGAAAGAUUGACUGUACAGAAUUCUUACUUUAAGCUUUAUUCUGAACAUUUUUUUUCAAGUUAUUAACAGUGGACAUACAAAUGUGUGAGAGUGAUUUAUAACCCUUCAGUUAAGGUAGGUCUCCACAGAGCUGCAAGAGAUGCUUAGUUUUCCAAAUGCUUCAGAAAAGUGCACGUAUCCUUGACACAAUACUGUGAUGCAGUAUUAUUUAGGACAUUACACCUGAGUUAACUGAUUUCUGUCUAAGAGUCAGACAAAGGGUCUCUGGCUUUUUUUAAAUAUUUUUUUUAUCUGUUGUAUUCUGUACUGGGCCUUAAAUACAGCUCUUAGUCUUAACUGCUGUUUAUAAUAUUCACCGCACAUGCUCAUCUUCCACAGGAAUUUUGAAUAUUGUGCUGAGACUUAAUUAAGCAAAGCUGAUAAUUUACCUAUGAUGAUAAUAGCCUCUCUUGAUAAUAGUAGGAAUUACAAUAUAUACAAGAGCAAAUUUAAGUUGUUAGUUUAAGUAAGAAAGGCUGAGCUUACAUUAUGACAAAAAGUCAUUUAGUUCUUUCUUAUAAUAGAUGUUUUGGGGUUUUUUUUAAUAAGCAAUAAUAAAUUAGCCUGGUUAUAGGACAAAGCUUCUCUUUGAUUAAGAAUUGCCUACUUAGAAACUAUUACAAAAAACUUUGUCUGUGCAAAUCAAUCAAAUGUUUAAUCUGUUGAAAGAUCAUUGUACUAUGGUUUGUAAGUCUUUAUUCAUCAGAAUAAAGAAUAAAUUUCUGUUUUUAACAGAAAGUGGAAGUGAUAUGUUAGAAGAAAGCUGAAGCAAGAUUGUUAUAUAUCUGUUCUAAUACAUAUGGGGUAGCAGCUGUAUGUAGCACUUUAUGGCCAGAGAAAUGUAUAAUAAUCAGAUCUUAGUAAGUUUGUAAAACAUCUUGCAAAGUAAUGUCUAAAACAAGUAAUUUCUUGUAACAAAUUCAACUUAGACUUUGCACUUAUUUUAUUACUAAUCCUAAUGUUUCAUGUCUUUUGUUUCUGUAUAUUCUUACACUGCCUAGUGGAACAAAGAAUGUUUAUAUUUGCCCUGGUGCUGCAGUCUCUUUGCUUCUAAUCUACUGAGGUUUGCACAUGUUCUUAUCUGGUACUUGAUGAAUAAACGAUGAGGGCAGAAAAACAGAAAAUGAGGAAUGAAGUGUGUUCUGGUUUAAAGAGCAUAUAAAAGUGUUCAUUGUGAUGGACUAGAAUGGAUUUACACUUCAGAGGAAUAAAUCACAUAUGCUUGUGCUACCAAGUGCUGAAUUUGCACUGUAUUCUGUUUGUACAUCAAGAACCUACAGCUAAGAUUUACCAAGGCAUUAUAAUCAAAAAAAGACUGAUCUCUAGUUUAUAAAUGCAACCUUAAGUGUAGAGCUCUUAUACAACCUGUCCAGACUGAGAGGUUGUACAAAGCUGUUAAAGUCAAUUGAGUAAAUAAAGGAUCCUUUGAAUGUAGAUAGCAAAUGUAAAAUAAGCUGUGGGGUUUCUUGAUUUUUUGGGGGGCAUUUGUGGUGCUACUUGUGUUUAGGAAUUUUUGUGUUUUGGGUUUUGGUUUGUUUUUUUCCUUAAUCUGGUAAUAAAUGCUAUAAGACAGCUUCAUGAAGAAA
Lonchura striata (white-rumped munia) is the source of this 7509-nucleotide messenger RNA. The record is from RefSeq and is a predicted model, not a curated record. Lineage: Eukaryota; Metazoa; Chordata; Aves; Passeriformes; Estrildidae.